AUGAAGUUCUCUACAAUUGCAAUCCCAGCCGCUUUGGCCCUUUUAUCAAAAGCUAAUGCUGAUCAAACUGGUGCUUCUCCAGAUGUUAAUCAUCCAGAUUUCAAACCUUUUGAUAAAUCAUCAUUAUCUUCAGAUUCAUUUUUUGAACAAUUCGAUUCUGAAGAUUGGGCUAACUUAUGGAAAAUUUCAAAGGCUAAAAGAGAUGAAGAAUUUACUUAUAAUGGUAGAUGGUCUGUUGAAGAACCUGUUGUUUUCCCAAGUUUUAAAGGUGAUAAAGGUUUAGUUUUGAAAACUCCUGCUGCUCAUCAUGCUAUUCAUGCUAAUUUCCCAACUACUUUCGAUAAUAAAGAUAAUACUUUGGUAUUACAAUAUGAAGUUAAAUUACAAGAAGGUUUAAAAUGUGGUGGUGCUUAUUUAAAAUUAUUAUCUGCUGAAGGUUUACCAAAUGAUUCAAAUGAAUUUAAUAAUGAUACUCCAUAUCAAAUCAUGUUUGGUCCUGAUAAAUGUGGUACUACAAAUAAAAUCCAUUUAAUUAUUCGUCGUAAAGAUCAACACACUGGUGAAUAUGAAGAAAAACAUCUUGCUGUACCACCUUUAGCGAGAGCUGUUAAAACUUCAACUUUAUAUACAUUAAUCAUUAAACCUGAUCAAGAUUUUGAAAUUAGAAUUAAUGGUGAAACUGUUAAAGCUGGUAAUUUGGUUGAUGAUGAUACUUUAUUACCUGGUUUAAACCCACCAAAGGAAGUUUAUGAUGAAAAUGAUACAAAACCUGAAGAUUGGGAUGAUAGACCUGUUAUUCCAGAUCCAAAUCAAUUAACAAAACCUGAAGAUUGGGAUGAAUUUGCUCCAUAUACCAUUCCUGAUCCAAAUGCUGUUAAACCUGAAUCAUGGGAUGAAAAUGCACAAGAAUAUAUUGAAGAUCCAGAAGCUGAAAAACCAGAUUAUUGGGAUGAUGAAGAAGAUGGUGAAUGGAUUGCUCCAACAAUCUUGAAUCCUGAAUGUUUAGAACAUGGUUGUGGUAAAUGGGAACCAGAACAAAUUAUUAAUCCAGGAUAUAAAGGUAAAUGGGUUCAACCAACUAUUGAAAAUCCAAAUUAUAAAGGUGAAUGGGAACCAAAGAAAAUUCCAAAUCCAAAUUAUUAUGAAGAUUUAUCUCCUUCAGAUUUAGAACCAAUUGGUGGGUUAGGUUUUGAAUUAUGGUCAAUUGAAAAUAAUAUUUUAUUUGAUAAUAUUUAUUUAGGUCAUUCUAUAAAUGAAGCUGAAUUAAUUGGUAAUGAAACUUUUAAUCCAAAAUAUGAAAUUGAACAAAAAGAAGUUUUAGCAUUAGCACCAAAGGCAAAAGAAGCUGAUAAACCAAAUCAAAACUUAUUUGAUGAUGAUGAAUAUGCUGAUGAUUUCUUAACAACUAUUGUUGCAUAUGCAAAUCAAUUUGUUGCUAAUGGAUUUGAUUAUUUAACAGAUUUCUUAGCAAGUCCAAUAAGUACAUUAAGUUCAAAACCUUUUGAAGGUGGUGCUUAUGCAUUUGUUUUCGUUCUUGUUUCAAGUCUUGUCUUGGGUAUUUGGUCAGUUAUUAUCUCUUCAAUAACUGGUGGUUCAAGUGCUCCAUCAUCAUCAACUAUUUCUAAAGAAGCUAAUCCUGCUCCAAAAGAAGCUGCUCCAAUUGUUUCUGAAAAAGUUGAAAUCAUUGAAGAUGAAACUUCAACUGGUGUUUCACAAUCUGAAACUAAAGCUACUAAACGUACUUGA
Molecule: messenger RNA, 1746 nt
Organism: Hansenula ciferrii
Lineage: Eukaryota; Fungi; Ascomycota; Saccharomycetes; Phaffomycetales; Wickerhamomycetaceae
Gene: CNE1
Product: calnexin
Exons: 1
Coding region: 1-1746 (581 amino acids)
Biological process (GO): protein folding
Cellular component (GO): endoplasmic reticulum membrane; endoplasmic reticulum
Molecular function (GO): calcium ion binding
Source: RefSeq, a predicted model, not a curated record